Drepanopeziza brunnea f. sp. 'multigermtubi' MB_m1 is the source of this 741-nucleotide messenger RNA. RefSeq lists its product as uncharacterized. The record is from RefSeq and is a predicted model, not a curated record. Lineage: Eukaryota; Fungi; Ascomycota; Leotiomycetes; Helotiales; Drepanopezizaceae.
AUGUCUGACCUCCUCUACCACGUCAAGCGCACCAUUACCAACUUCGCCGAUGACAAGUCAGGAGCCACCCGUGUCGUCGAUGUUCUGGGCACCUUCACUGACCUGGCCGCUGCAAAGCUAGCAGCCAACGCCGGUCUUGCCUCGGAGGGCUAUGUCAAGGACGACUUCGAAGUCUAUGAGCAAAAAUCCGAGACUGCCUUCCAGAAGUGGAAGCAUGCUGAUGAGGUCACCGUCUUCGCUCGGGCCCCAGCUGGCCAAGAGUUUGAGGUCUGCCUGGAUACGAAGCCCAACACUGGUUUCGAGGGUAACGUUAAUGGUGAGGUUGAGGGUCACCUCCACUAUGUCCUCCAAACCACCAUUGACUACAACAACGACCGCAUCGGCGGCAUCCAGACCACCGAAGUCGAAGGUACCUAUCCGACCCGCGCCCAAGCCUUCGAGGCCGCCAAGACCAUCCUCCUCGACAACGAGGUCAAGAAGUCCGAUUUCGCAGAGUACGACGCCAAGGAUGAGUUCGAAGGCGAGUGGCCUUACGGCGACGAGUGCCUGGUCCACGCCGUCGGUCAGACCGGCGAGAACUUCAAGGUCUUGGUCAAGGCUCAACCCCACUCCCACAAGCUGCAUGCGUGCAAGCACCACGAGGGCAAGAAGUGCGAGUGCGAGUGCCAGCAUGGCGAUGCGGCUUGCAAGGCGAAGCAGUGCAAGCAUGAUGACUGCGAAUGCAGCAGCAAGUCUCGUUAA